AAGCUAUGUAUGUUAACUCACGCUGCUAUAGGCAAGAAGAUUUACCGGGAGUUGAGGUCCAUCAAAAACCGCCAUACAUAAUUAGUACAUGUAUUUGCAUCACUUUGGACAAUAAACCCUUGCUAGUUUAUCAGACUGGACUAAAGUCGGGUUUCAGGACUUGAAUUACUAGGAUCGUGUUUAUAACAUUGAGGUGAAAUUAAUAUGGCGGGUGUAGCGGUACAUGAUAUUAGUUUCCGAGGUUUGGCGGGAGCGAUCUUUGGAGUGCUUGCGGUGGCGUUGAUCCUACUUGUCGUUGGAUUGGCAUCCGCGGGCUGGAAUAUCACCUACAACGAGAAUGGGACCAGUCGAAACGUCGGAUUGUGGGAGACUUGCGUCUGUACCUCAAAUAAUGACGUAGCGGAUUGGCAUAAGGCUACUCAGGCCAUGAUUACGAUUGGACUGAUCUUCCUGGUGUUCUGUUGUAUAUGCGUGUUCAUCUAUAUGUGCAUCCAUACCCUUAGUAAGAACAAGACCAUCAUGGCGCUCACUGCCCUCUGCUUCCUCACAGCUCUGUUCCUACUCAUCGGAAUCAUCAUCUGGGGAGUAAAGAUGCCCAGCAACCUCCAUUGGUCGUUUGCGCUGACCAUCAUUGCUAUGCUAACGACAAUCGUCGCAGGGGUCCUUUCAAUUGUCCAAAUGAGGAAGGCGGGGGUCGACCCAUAAAUCCAUGGAUUAGACUUUUGUUUUGGGUUUAAUUCCAGGAUUAAAUCCAUAUUAGUAUAGUCAUGGGCAUUCAAUAAAAGACCAUGGUAUAGUACUAAGAACUAAAAUUCUCAUUAACCAAGUAUAGCAAAACAGUAUGUACAUGACUAUAGGCUAUUGUAAAUUGCUGUAUAUAAUUAUUGUAUUCGAAUGGGUAUACCCAAAAUCAUUGGAUAUAAUAUCCUUGAAAGGGUAUAGUUCAACUUUUUAAUCAUACGCUUUAUUAAACACAUUUACGUUUAAUGAGUUGGUAUAUCUACACACUUUUGUGAUCGUUUUCUCAGGUUUUAUUUUGAUUCAAAGUGGACAAUUAUUCUUUGCAUUUUUUCGAUUUCAAAAAGCAAUGAGCGAUAUUUUCAAACUUUCAAACGAAAAUUACAGACAAUAAUGUUGAUAUAAAAAGUCUGUUGAUGGUAAAGGAUAUAUGAUCAUGUAUAUAAUAAUAUGAAUUUCAGAUAUUUUGGGUUAUCUAAGAUAAUACUUUUAACAAAAAUCUAUCAAGAAUACACUUGAGGAUUUUUGAUAUUAUUUUGUAUCAACUCAAAUGCACUUUCCUUUUUGAGCUUAUCAUUGCUGGGACAUUUCUGUCAUUUCGUUCAUAGCAAAUAUAUGCUUGAUCUACUCAAUCUCUGAGCAAGUCGUUCAGAGCCAGGAACGCACCGAACGUACUGCUACUAAACGCAUCGAACUGAACUGAUUGUGGCUUGGUAACAAUCGUUACGUUAUUUAUUGUAUCUCAUACUUUAAUAUUGUAUAGUGUUUUGUACUUUGAAAUACACACUCUUUUCAAUCUA
Molecule: messenger RNA, 1538 nt
Organism: Owenia fusiformis
Lineage: Eukaryota; Metazoa; Annelida; Polychaeta; Sabellida; Oweniidae
Source: the annotation of a GenBank genome assembly